AUGCUCACCAUCCUCUAUCUUCUUGCCUUCAUGGACAGAGGCAACAUUGGAAAUGCCAAGAUCGCCGGCAUGGUUAAGAAACUCAAGACGACCGGAAAGCAGUAUAACAUGGCCUUGACUGUGUUCUUCUUCCCCUACGCGACGCUCGAAGUUCCCAAACGUCAUCCUGAAGCUCAUGAAGCCAUCUUCAUGAUUCUCAUGAUCUUGUGGGGAGUUGUCAUGACUUGUCAAGGGAUUGUCAAGACCUACGAUCAACUACUCGUCACUCGUAUCCUGCUAGGAGUCACCGAGUCGGGCUUCUUCCCAGCUGCAUCAUAUCUGCCCACGACAUGGUGUUGUCGCUUUGAAGUCCAGAUACGACUCGCUUGCUUCUUCAGCGCAGCAUCGCUCGCUGGAGCUUUCAGUGGUCUUCUCGCUUUUGGUACCGAGUUCAUGGAUGGCAUUGGCGGUCUUGAGGGCUGGCGGUGGAUCUUCAUCCUCGAAGGCAUCAUUACUGUUUUGAUCGGUUGCACACUACACUGGACACUGCCCGACUCUCCCGCCACUGCGUCCUUUUUGACUAUCGAGGAAAAGGCCGUGAUCGAGCGUCGCGUGAUGCAGGAUACUGGAUCACGAGCUGGUCGCAACAAUACCCACGACGGCUUCCAGUGGCGAUACCUCAAAGACGCUCUGACUGAAUGGAAGAUCUAUGUCGCGGUCGUUAUCUACUUGGGCCAACAGUAUCUGUCUCUAUGGCUUCACCUUCUCGGCACCUUCGAUCAUUCAGGAGCUUGGGUACAAGACCUGACAGGCUCAGCUUCUCACCGUGCCAAUCUAUCUGCUUGGUGCGGCCUCAACGGUCUUCUUUAG
This is a messenger RNA of Recurvomyces mirabilis, 849 nucleotides long. RefSeq lists its product as uncharacterized. The record is from RefSeq and is a predicted model, not a curated record. Bases 1 to 849 code for a protein of 282 amino acids. The transcript is spliced from 4 exons. Gene Ontology annotation, biological process: transmembrane transport. Lineage: Eukaryota; Fungi; Ascomycota; Dothideomycetes; Mycosphaerellales; Teratosphaeriaceae. Gene Ontology annotation, cellular component: membrane. Gene Ontology annotation, molecular function: transmembrane transporter activity.